CACCAGGUGGCCGGCUUGCCGCUCGCGGCCCACCCCCAGGACACUUCGCAGGCUCCCGGCACUUUCGCCUGGGGCCGGCGCCGAGGGCGCAGAGCUGAAGGGAGCUCGAGAGGCGCCUUCUGUUUACCUUUUAUGGUUAAAAUAACAGCUUAGCAAAGAAGCGACUUCACCAAGAAGCGAUUUAGUGAAAUCGUCUCAAGCUGCCGCAGCUCAGCCAGUUUAAUCACCCCCAGAGAGCCGAACAACUGCGAGCACAAUGGGACACAAAAUCAUUUUCAGUGGUCUCGGGGGAAAGGUCGUGGUCCGGCACAGAUGCGUUUGUUGGAGGGAGCACUGGAGAUUCAGUGGAAGGCGCAAAGCCUGGGGCUUCCAAUGAUACUCUGGGCAGCGAUGGAAGCCUAGAUGCCUCACCGCAAGGAGCGGCCGAGUGGGUCCUCGCUUCACGCACACGGCAGCCCCGGCACCGCGGAGGGAGGAAACAUGUCCCGGCUGUCUCUCACCCGGUCACCCGUGUCUCCCCUGGCUGCCCAGGGGAUCCCAUUGCCAGCUCAGCUCACCAAGUCCAACGCGCCUGUACACAUCGACGUGGGCGGACACAUGUACACCAGCAGCCUGGCCACGCUCACCAAGUACCCUGACUCCAGAAUAAGCCGCCUCUUCAAUGGCACUGAGCCCAUUGUCCUGGACAGUUUGAAGCAACAUUAUUUCAUCGACCGGGAUGGGGAGAUUUUCCGCUACGUCCUGAGCUUCCUGCGGACGUCAAAACUGCUGCUCCCAGAUGACUUCAAGGACUUCAGCCUGCUAUACGAGGAGGCGCGGUACUACCAGCUGCAGCCCAUGGUGCGGGAGCUGGAGCGCUGGCAGCAGGAACAGGAGCAGCGGCGCCGCAGCCGCGCGUGUGACUGCCUGGUGGUGCGCGUGACACCAGACCUGGGUGAGCGCAUCGCGCUCAGUGGCGAGAAGGCCCUCAUCGAGGAGGUCUUCCCCGAGACCGGGGACGUCAUGUGCAACUCGGUGAAUGCCGGCUGGAACCAGGACCCCACGCACGUCAUCCGCUUCCCGCUGAAUGGCUACUGCCGGCUCAACUCCGUGCAGGUCCUGGAGAGGCUAUUCCAGAGGGGCUUCAGUGUGGCUGCCUCCUGUGGGGGGGGCGUGGACUCCUCCCAGUUCAGCGAGUACGUGCUCUGCCGGGAGGAGCGGCGGCCGCAGCCCACUCCCACUGCUGUCCGGAUAAAGCAGGAGCCCCUGGACUAGGCCCUGCCUCAGUGCCCACCUGGGACACCCCAGGGACCUGGAAACAGCCCUGGGGAGUUGUGCCUGUGCGUGCUCAGCAGUGGGCAUGAGACUGUGGGUGGAGCUGGAGGGUCCAGAGUAGCCCAGGGAGCACCAGGGCCCCGGCAUCGUGCCAACAGAAUGUGGGAUGCUGGAGGCAUGCCCAGCGAAGGACAGUUGACGUGACCCAAAGAUGCUGCAGUGGGAACUCCGUUGCCGGCUCUCCCAGCCCCACAGCCUGGUCCUGCCCCCUCCAAGGCUGCAGGGGCCUGCUGAGGUAGGGUCAGCAGAGGCGUCCGCAGCUACUCGAGUGAAGCUGUUCAUCCUUCUCCACGCAUGGCAGGUUCUGGUGGGUCUCCUACAUCAGAGAUGGCUUAUUUUUCUAUAGUAUUUAAAAUGGAAGCAUUAACUGCAUAGGUCAGGGAGGCCAACAAAGACCAGUGCUUCUUUAUCUGGUGCUCAGUUCUCAGUCAGAUGUGCGGCACGCCCAUGCGGUGGAUGGGCUGCGUGGCGCUCUUGUCCAGGCACACACAGAGCUGGGGCUCUCGGGGCAGAUGCAGGAGUGAUUGCUGUAGGAACCAAAAUAGGGCCCCCGGGAGCAAGGGUGCCAGCAGGAGCACUUAGGGAGCUGGGAGGCUCUGUGACCAUCUGAGAUCCUCCCGUUGCUGCUGUCUGGGGCUCAGGCUGCUCUUGGCAGGUCACGUGACCUACUCAUGCCCAGCGGCUUCCAGUCUUGUCUGCCUGUCCUCACACCUGGGCUCCUGGAGAGGCAUUCCUCCCUGUAGGACCAGCUACGGGGCCACACCUUACCUCAGGAAUGGGCUCCACCAGGAAGGGGCCCAUCUGUCAGCAGCAUCCCCAGCUCAGGGAGCUAUUCCCAGCUCCAGUUUUCUCAUGCUAAUCUGCUCACUGAAUUUUAAUUACACCUCUCUCACUAGCCUGCCAGUAAGACCCAGACACAGGCAUACCUGGCCCUCGUGACCCAACUCCCAGUGAGGACUGCCUGAGGGGUCCUCACAGACCUGCUGCGUCCCCAGAUGACAGGCCCAAAGACAGACCCUCCCUGGCCUUGUCACACUUCCCCAUGUGCUGGCCCUUCCUGAGUGGGGAACCCCUGCGGAGCUGGGGGGUGGGCCCCCAGCCUUCUCCACCCCAUGUACAAUGCCUGUAGACUUGUAUAUGACUCCUUUAAUAUUGUAAAGAUGCUGAUGUAUAA
Otolemur garnettii (small-eared galago) is the source of this 2488-nucleotide messenger RNA. It is a transcript of the gene KCTD15, whose product is annotated as potassium channel tetramerization domain containing 15. The transcript has 7 exons. Lineage: Eukaryota; Metazoa; Chordata; Mammalia; Primates; Galagidae. The record is from RefSeq and is a predicted model, not a curated record. Bases 403 to 1254 code for a protein of 283 amino acids. Gene Ontology annotation, molecular function: protein binding. Gene Ontology annotation, biological process: protein homooligomerization.